GGCGCGAAAUAAACAAGAGGAUUUUACAAAAAGGAAUAUUUCCCACUGAUUUUCCCUAAUUUCUCGGCGAUCGAAGCGUCAAAAUGGAUCAAGACAUCGACCAGCGUUUAGAAGAAAUCCAGAGGGACUACAUGGACUUCCUCGAUGAUGAUGACAACCAAGGAAUAUAUCACCAGAAGAUCCGUGAUAUGAUCACAAACAACCAGGUCCGAUUGAUGGUGAAUGUGAACGACCUGAGACGGAACAACCCUAAAAGAGCGAUGGAUCUUCUAAACAAUAGUUUUGAAGAAUCUAUUGCCUUCCAACGAGCGCUGAAGAAAAUUGUCACAAAUGCUGAUGCUGUCUACAGUAAGCAGUAUGAGGAGUUCUUCAUAGGCUUUGAGGGCAGUUUUGGUGCCAAGCAUGUCACGCCACGUACAUUGACAUCAAGAUUUCUCGGCAACAUGGUCUGUGUUGAAGGGAUCGUCACAAAAUGCUCUCUGGUGCGGCCGAAGGUUGUGCGGAGUGUCCACUACUGUCCCGCAACGAAGAAAACCAUCGAGAGAAAAUACAGCGAUAUGACCACACUGGAUGCUUAUCCUUCCUCGAGUGUCUACCCUACAAAGGAUGAAGACGGCAAUUUAUUAGAAACAGAAUUCGGUCUGUCAACCUACAAAGAUCAUCAAACUUUUACAAUUCAGGAAAUGCCUGAGAAAGCUCCAGCUGGUCAGCUACCUCGAUCUGUGGACAUCAUCGCUGACAACGAUCUCGUCGACAAAUGCAAGCCUGGUGAUCGUGUGCAAGUGAUCGGCACGUACCGCUGCCUCCCCGGGAAGAAGAAUGGUUACACUACCGGAACAUUUAGGUGUGUCUUGAUCGGCAACAGUGUACAGAUGCUGAGCAAAGAAGCCACGCCCCUCUUCUCAGCUGACGACGUUGCAAAGAUCAAGAAAUUCAGCCGACAAAAGAACGCCGAUGUGUUUGAAGUUCUGGCGAGAUCGCUCGCUCCAACGAUCCAUGGUCAUGAGUAUAUCAAGAAAGCGGUGUUGUGUAUGUUGUUGGGAGGUGUGGAGAAGGUGCUGGGGAAUGGAACGAGAAUUCGAGGUGACAUCAAUGUUUUAUUGAUUGGAGACCCGUCAGUUGCCAAGUCGCAGAUGUUGCGGUAUGUUCUAUUCACGGCACCUCGUGCCAUCCCAACGACGGGUAGAGGAUCAUCUGGUGUGGGUCUCACUGCUGCUGUAACAACAGAUCAGGAGACUGGAGAGAGGCGUUUAGAAGCAGGUGCUAUGGUGCUGGCUGAUCGGGGUGUUGUCUGCAUCGACGAGUUUGACAAGAUGUCUGACAUUGAUCGGACGGCGAUCCACGAGGUUAUGGAGCAGGGUCGUGUGACGAUUGCCAAGGCGGGUAUCCAUGCCAAGUUGAACGCUCGCUGUAGUGUGCUGGCGGCUGCUAAUCCCGUUUAUGGACGGUAUGAUCAGUACAAGACACCGAUGGAGAACAUCGGUCUCCAAGACUCCCUCCUAUCUCGUUUCGAUCUGCUGUUCAUCGUCCUAGAUAAGAUGGAUCCGGAGCACGAUCGUCUCAUUUCGGAUCACGUCCUCCGUAUCCAUAGAUACAGAAAUGCCACAGAACAAGAUGGUGACGCACUACCCAUGAGUUCAACCGUGGACCUCCUCGCCACCAAAGAUCCAGACGCAGAACAAGAAGAAGAUGAAGAGACGCCCAUCUACGAAAAGUUUGACAAUCUCCUCCAUGGAGGAUCGAGGUCAAAAAGGGACAAGAUAGUCAGCAAAAAGUUUAUGAGGAAGUAUAUCCAUGUUGCCAAGGCGAUGAAACCAGCGUUGACGCGGGAGGCAGCAGACUAUAUCGCAGAUGAAUAUUCAAAACUACGAAACCAGGACAACUUGCAAUCGGAGAAUAUGGCCAGGACACAACCUGUAACAGCGCGUUCACUGGAGACCAUGAUCCGUCUUGCGACAGCCCACGCCAAAGCACGCUUGUCUAAACAGGUGACGUUAGACGAUGCUGUCGCUGCAGUCGAACUUGUCGAGUUCGCUUACUUCAAGAGGGUGCUGGAGCGGGAGAAGAAGAGGAAGAAACCUGAAGAUGACGAGACUGGAACUGACGACGAGGAUGAGCAACAAGAGAAGCCGAAGAAGAAGAAGAAGCUAAAGAAGGAUGCGGCCAAGAAGCCCCGUGAACGCAAACCACGCAAAGAGCCUGGAGAAGAGGGAUAUGAUCCUUAUGAUUUUGAGACUGAGGAGGAGAGUAUGUCAGAGGAAGAACCAGAGACGUUGGAACAGAAGCGUGUGAAGCGACGUAAGGCCCGUGCGUCUGCCAGUGAGGGAUCUGCGAGUGAGGCUGACGAUAUGGAUACAAGUGAGGCACCAGAGAAAGGCAAGAAGGCAGCCGUCAAACUGGACCACAAGAGACUGCAAGCUUUCCACAAGUCACUCUUCACACUCUUCAAAUCCGAACACACAGAAUCUCUCGCUCUCGACCGAGUUAAAAAGUUCAUCAACGAGGAUAAUGCCGGUGAAUUCAGUGAUGAUGAAAUCGGGGCGGCAUUGGACUGUAUGGCAGACCAAAACAAGGUCAUGAUAUCGGACAAUACCGUUUUCUUGAUCUAAGGACCGAUUUGAAUCAACUUCAAAAACAUUUGAACAUAUUGUGCUUUGUGUAAAACAUUCAUUUUGUAUCUUUGUCAUUUCGAAGAUUUACAUACCAAUAAUGCAUUUAUACCUUUAUAGUCUAUUGUACACCUGAGGGAGAGUCUUUUGAGUGAUCUGAUGUACUUACCAAGUGUACUUAAAUAUAAAACAUUUUGUAAAGUU
Messenger RNA from Lineus longissimus, 2813 nucleotides. Its product is annotated as zygotic DNA replication licensing factor mcm3-like. The record is from RefSeq and is a predicted model, not a curated record. Bases 84 to 2609 code for a protein of 841 amino acids. NCBI's taxonomy places the organism in Eukaryota, Metazoa, Nemertea, Pilidiophora, Heteronemertea, Lineidae. Gene Ontology annotation, molecular function: single-stranded DNA binding; single-stranded DNA helicase activity; ATP binding. Gene Ontology annotation, cellular component: nucleus; MCM complex. The transcript has 18 exons. Gene Ontology annotation, biological process: mitotic DNA replication initiation; double-strand break repair via break-induced replication; DNA replication.